GUAACAUCAGAAACAGGAUGUCAAUUUCCAUGAACAAAGGUGCCGCAGGUGCCGGCGCACGUGGGGAGCAGCUGCACCAGGUGGCGUCAGGGGCGGGGUCAAUGAAGCGCAGCCUGAGGAAGAUUUUGCGCCCUGGCGAGAAGAAGGAGCCCCAGGACCUUGGCUACCAGGGCGUGCAGGUCGACAUGGAUGACUGCAAGGAGUCGCUGAAGGUUGUUUUUGAAGGAAGUGCAUGUGUAUCACAAAACUUUAUCCAGAAACAAAAGAGAUUAAAUGGCAAAGAUGAUACAAAUGCCUCCCCUUUGCACCAUGCUGCAGCUGAAGGUCAAGUUGAGCUGAUGAACAUGAUCAUCAAUGAUUCCUCUUGUGAAGUGCUGAAUGUAAUGGACGAUUACGGGAACACCCCUCUGCACUGGGCUGCGGAAAAAAACCAGGUUGAAAGUGUUAAGUUUCUUCUCAGCAAAGGAGCAAACCCAAACCUUCGAAACAGCACCAUGAUGGCGGCCCUGCACGUGGCAGUGCAGGCCGUGCACAACGAGGUGGUCAAGGUCCUGACUGAGCAUAGCAGUACUAAUGUUAAUUUGGAAGGAGAAAACGGAAACACAGCUGUGCUAAUGGCAUGCACCAAAGAUAACAGUGAAGCACUGCAAAUUUUGUUUAAUAAAGGAGCUAAGACAUGUAAACCAAAUAAAUGGGGAUGCUUCCCUGUUCACCAGGCUGCAUUUUCAGGUGCCAAAAAAUGCAUGGAAAUAAUACUGAAGUUUGGUGAAGAAAAUGGAUACAGCCGAAAGUCUCACAUUAACUUUGUGAAUAAUGGGAAAGCCAGCCCGCUCCACAUGGCCGUUCAAAGUGGAGACUUGGAAAUGAUCAAAAUGUGCCUGGACAAUGGUGCACUCAUAGACUUGAUGGAGAACGGGAGGUGUAUGGCCCUUCAUUUUGCUGCCACCCAGGGAGCCACUGAGAUUGUUAAACUGAUGAUAUCAUCCUAUUCUGGUAGCACCGAUAUUGUUAAUGCAGUUGAUGGAAAUCAGGAGACCCUGCUUCACAGAGCCUCAUUAUUUGAUCACCAUGAACUAGCAGACUACUUAAUUUCAGUGGGAGCAGAUAUUAAUAGUAUCGAUUGUGAAGGACGCUCUCCACUUAUAUUAGCAACUGCUUCUGCAUCUUGGAAUAUUGUAAAUUUGCUACUCUCUAAAGGUGCCCGUGUAGACAUAAAAGAUCAUUAUGGGCGUAAUUUUUUGCAUUUGACUGUACAGCAACCUUAUGGAUUAAAAAAUUUGCGACCUGAGUUUAUGCAGAUGCAGCAUAUUAAAGAGCUGGUAAUGGACGAAGACAACGAUGGGUGUACUCCUCUACAUUAUGCAUGUAGAGAGGGGGUCCCUGUCUCUGUAAAUAACCUACUUGACUUUAAUGUGUCCAUUCAUUCCAAAAGCAAAGAUAAGAAAUCACCCCUGCAUUUUGCAGCCAGUUAUGGGCGGAUCAAUACCUGUCAGAGGCUCCUACAAGACAUCAGCGAUACAAGGCUUUUGAAUGAAGGUGAUCUUCACGGAAUGACUCCUCUCCACCUGGCAGCAAAAAACGGACAUGAUAAAGUAGUUCAACUUCUUCUGAAAAAAGGUGCAUUAUUUCUCAGUGACCACAAUGGCUGGACUGCUUUGCACCACGCGGCCAUGGGCGGGUACACCCAGACCAUGAAGGUCAUUCUUGAUACUAAUCUGAAGUGCACAGAUCGGCUAGAUGAAGAAGGGAACACGGCGCUUCACUUUGCUGCCAGGGAAGGCCAGGCCAAAGCCGUCGGGCUGCUUCUGAGCCGCGAUGCUGACAUAGUCCUGAACAAGCAGCAGGCCUCGUUUUUGCACCUCGCGCUCCACAAUAAGCGGAAGGAGGUGGUUCUUACAGCCAUCAGGACCAAAAGAUGGGAUGAAUGUCUUAAAGUUUUUAGUCAUCAUUCUUCAAGCAACAAAUGUCCGAUCACGGAAAUGAUAGAAUACCUUCCUGAAUGCAUGAAAGUUCUUUUAGAUUUCUGCAUGUUGCAUUCCACAGAGGACAAGUCCUGUCUAGACUACCAUAUUGAAUAUAAUUUCAAAUAUCUUCAAUGUCCAUUAGAAUUCACCAAAAAAGGAAGACCUACACAGAAUGUUGUAUACGAGCCUCUUACAGCCCUAAAUGCAAUGGUACAAUAUAACCGCAUAGAGCUUCUCAAUCAUCCUGUGUGUAAAGAAUACUUACUUAUGAAAUGGGUGGCUUAUGGAUUUAGAGCCCAUAUGAUGAACCUAGGAUCUUACUGUCUUGGUCUCAUACCUAUGACUCUUCUUGUUGUCAAUAUAAAGCCAGGAAUGGCUUUCAACUCAACUGGAAUCAUCAAUGAAACUAGCGAUCAUUUGGAAAUAUUAGACACCACGAAUUCAUAUCCAAUAAAAGUUUGUAUGAUUUUAGUGUUUUUAUCAAGUUUAUUUGGGUAUUUCAAAGAAGUGGCCCAGAUUUUCCAACAGAAAAGUAAUUACUUUCGUGAUAUUAAUAAUCUCCUUGAAUGGAUUAUCUACACAACAAGCAUCAUUUUUGUGCUGCCCUUGUUUUCUAACAUACCAGCUUUUAUGCAGUGGCAAUGUGGAGCAAUUGCUAUAUACUUAUACUGGAUGAACUUCUUGUUGUAUCUUCAAAGGUAA
Microcebus murinus (gray mouse lemur) is the source of this 2666-nucleotide messenger RNA. It is a transcript of the gene TRPA1, whose product is annotated as transient receptor potential cation channel subfamily A member 1. Gene Ontology annotation, cellular component: transmembrane transporter complex; membrane. Lineage: Eukaryota; Metazoa; Chordata; Mammalia; Primates; Cheirogaleidae. The record is from RefSeq and is a predicted model, not a curated record. Gene Ontology annotation, molecular function: protein binding; monoatomic ion channel activity. Gene Ontology annotation, biological process: monoatomic ion transmembrane transport.